Symbiodinium sp. CCMP2456 is the source of this 1157-nucleotide messenger RNA. The record is from the annotation of a GenBank genome assembly. NCBI's taxonomy places the organism in Eukaryota, Dinophyceae, Suessiales, Symbiodiniaceae.
AUGCGCAUCUCCCACCAUACCCACCUCUCCGGCGUCGCCAUUGCAAAAGUGGGGCAGCCUCCGGUUAUCGCCAAGCCGGCGGAUCCACCAUCGCAGGGCAUGUAUGCCUGGUUCAAGAGUGAGAACGCUGGAUCCGUAUGGCGCAGCUCUGUGGGAGACUUUGAGGGCCAUUGCAACAUGGGCAGCGUCUUCCGGCGAGUGGCAGCGGGCAAUGGAGCCGAUCGCCCCGUUACCUUCAUCGAAGGCUACACAUGGUCAGGCUACGACUUCGGAAACGUGAUUCCCCCGACCCACACAGUCUGCGCCGUCACUCGGUACAGCGGUCCGCACAAGGGGCGCAUAUUGCAGUCCAGAUCUCAAAACAAUUGGCUGCAUGGCCACUGGGCUCGUCAAGCCGGUGUUGCGUACUACAAUGGUUGGCUCACUUCUGAUUCAAGAACUUUAGAUGUUGAAGAUUGGGUUGUGCUGUGCGGCACCAACGGUGCACAACGAGCAUUCGAUGGCUUUUCGUCCGGCACCCCGGCCAACAUUGCAGCGCACAACCCGCACCCACCGGUGAAGUUCACGGAGACUAUACCUCUGUACAUCAACCAUGGCUGGGAUGAAAAGUCUGAGUUUCACGUCAUGGAGGUGAUCACCUGGGACAGGGUGUUGUCGGAGGCUGAGAUGGUGGCCACGGUCGACUACUUGAAGUGGAAGCUGAGGGCAGGUGCCGUGCUCGAGGCGUCGGAACAUCUUGCCCCGGAGACCGAAAAGAAUUUUGACUCCUGGGGCAAUCAACAUUUGGACGAUGUGAGUCACCAAACUUUCGAAGUGGACCUGGCUAACGGUUACAAAGCAGACUUGACAGGGUGGCCACAUACAAGAGAUUACGCGCGCGGCUUUCUCACAAACAAACACGGGGUAUCCACUGCAGUCGUGAAGGGUCUGACGCCAGCGGCACAGUACCUCUACCAGAUCUACAUGGUCCAUGAGAGAACCGAUUGGGCAGGUGAGGCCAAGGUGUCCGUGAACCAUGGUGUGCAGGGAACGUGCCGUGCGAAUAGCCUCAACGAAGCCAUGUUCUCUGGGGUGGCAGUGGCUUCGCCUCGAGGUGAGAUCAACUUCGAGUUCGAGCGCGUCUCCGUGCAUCUCGACCUCUCCGGCAUCGCCAUUGC